This is a messenger RNA of Exaiptasia diaphana, 1803 nucleotides long. RefSeq lists its product as uncharacterized. Gene Ontology annotation, molecular function: protein binding. Lineage: Eukaryota; Metazoa; Cnidaria; Anthozoa; Actiniaria; Aiptasiidae. The transcript has 5 exons. The record is from RefSeq and is a predicted model, not a curated record. The coding region runs from base 132 to 1283 and encodes 383 amino acids. Gene Ontology annotation, cellular component: membrane.
AUAAACAGACCUUUUUGGCAGUGCAUGAGGCGACUAAAGAACUUCCGCUUCAAGUGAGGAAAACAAGAGUUUUAUUCCGGUUUUUUCGUUGUAAACAGAACAAAGGCGAAACCUUUAUAUCCGCACCAGGGAUGUAUUUSGUUUUACUCUCUACCUUGCUUAUCCURGGAACAAUACCUAUUAAAGGGUGCAUUACCAAUCUCAAUGGAGAUAGUGGGGAGCUCUCGAUCAAUGAAACCUACUUGAGUAGACCGUUAAACUGUUCGUGGACAAUUGGCAAAGGCACAAGUGAUAUCGACUUCAUAGUCAUCAAAUUCGAACCCUUUGAUCUGGGAAAUCAUUGCUUUGCUGCUCAACGUAAAUACGUCGAAGUCUCUGAUGCGAAUCACCAGUUUAAAGUCAAAGAAUGUGGUGGUGGGCGUUCAUUUGAAGUUUUGAUUAAAAGGCGAUCGGCAGUUGUCAGAUUUUACUCGGAGAUUGCCUGUCGCUGGGGACCGUAUUCGUCUUGCAGCCACGAUAGUCAAAAUAUACGCCUGUCUUUCUAUGUUAUUUCAAAGAAACUUGAAGGUUUGAGUUCAAAGAGCUGGAAACCUACUAUAAAACAAUCGAAACCUGGUGAAGUUACCAUUGAUUGGGAUCAUUCCAAGCUGCCAUCAAAGAACUAUAUUGUUGUGCCGUUGUAUAACUCUACUGCGAAACAGGAACCAUUCCUGUACAUCAUUGAACUCAGAGAUGACACAUCCAUAGCAGUGGAAUACCUUAAACCUGCUACUUCGUACUCGUUCAAAGUCAUUGCUUUCGAUACGACGGGGUCCUUUAUCGAAAGCACUACAUCGUCUAUUAUAAUGAAUAAUGGCUCGGUAAGACUUAUGGGUGGRACGCUAUCCAACGAGGGAAGAGCUGAAGUAUUCAAAGACGGUUUAUGGAAUAAGAUAUGCUUUAAUGAUGAUCGGUGGAAUCCAAUUAGUGGCAAUACUUUKUGUCGAUCCUUGGGUCUGCCCGAUCUAUUURAAUUUGUGUAUGAUAGAGAAUUUAUUGGGACGUCAUUACCAAUGCAUUUGCUAGAGUAUAGUUGUAAUGGAACUGAGRCAAGUAUCGAAGAAUGCAAAGAURCACRAUCCGCYUGUAAAGAUUACCGCCGGAGAAGAUUAUCUGGAGUAAUAUGUGGAAAGCAACCUGCUGGUAAUCAUAGUGUUUCAAUACUAACAUUUAACCCCUUUCCUACGGCCAUCGGUACCACAAGAGUGAUGACUCCAAAAAUUAUAAUUUCCCAAAAUGGCUAGAUGCCUCUGAAAAACUUGCUCUUACAAGACAACAAGUUCAAUAUUCCAAUUAAAAGUAUGUCUCGGAAAUCAAGUUUUUUGGUCGAAUAAGUCUUUUGUCUUGACGUGGAUGCUCAAUUCCGAAUUUUGCACUUUCUGGGACAACAGCGAAAAGCUCACUUUUUUGACUUAAUUUGCAACGUGAAAUUCAUGCUUUUCUAGCACAAUAUCGACAUUUUGGAAGAGCUACAUCCUCCUAUUCUUGCAUUUAGGGAUUUUUAUUCGGAAUAAUUCUCUACAGGCAAUACAAGAGCCGCCCCUUUGACAUCCAACUCGACAAUGCACGACCCAAGUGCACCUUGGGUAUGCUGACAUCUAUGAGACAAGGAAUGGCCAGUAAUCUUACUUUAGUACUUUUUUUUAUAAGUGCCAAGUCACUCGCACCUACAGGCAAAAUAUUGCAUCGACUGCAUUCUUUGGAUGUUAAAACUUGCCAAAUUUACCUUGGUAGGUUCCGAAAUCUGACACAGAAUGACUAGGG